Messenger RNA from Myzus persicae (green peach aphid), 375 nucleotides. RefSeq lists its product as uncharacterized. The transcript has 2 exons. The record is from RefSeq and is a predicted model, not a curated record. Bases 1 to 375 code for a protein of 124 amino acids. Lineage: Eukaryota; Metazoa; Arthropoda; Insecta; Hemiptera; Aphididae.
AUGAAUAUCUGGGAUGAUGAAGAUUUUCGAGCAAGGUUCAGAAUUUCAAAGGAUGUAGUUAUACAAGUGUUGGGAUUUAUAAACGAUCAAAUAUCUUCACGAUCCGACAGAAAUCAUGCAUUGACGUCCAUUGAAAAAUUACUUUUGGCUCUAAGAUUUUAUGUAACAGGAAAUUUCCUUAUUACUGCUGGAGAUUUUAUGGGAGUUAGCAAGACCACUGCUUCUCUAAUUGUACGUGAUGUCAGUACUGCCAUUACAAAACUUAGAACUAUUUUUGUUAAAAUGAUAAUUGAAAGUGAAAUACCAUGCAAAAACGUUUUUAUAAAAUUGCUAAAUUUCCUAGGACAAUUGGGGCAAUUGAUUGCACUCUUGUAA